Messenger RNA from Rosa rugosa (rugosa rose), 970 nucleotides. RefSeq names its product large ribosomal subunit protein uL5-like. Gene Ontology annotation, biological process: translation. The record is from RefSeq and is a predicted model, not a curated record. Bases 224 to 769 code for a protein of 181 amino acids. NCBI's taxonomy places the organism in Eukaryota, Viridiplantae, Streptophyta, Magnoliopsida, Rosales, Rosaceae. The transcript has 5 exons. Gene Ontology annotation, molecular function: RNA binding; structural constituent of ribosome. Gene Ontology annotation, cellular component: ribosome; cytosolic large ribosomal subunit.
AUUGACAACUAUACCCCGAAAUCAAUUGCGAGCUUCGCAAACCCCCACUAGUUUCGAAAGAGGGUAAUUUUGUCCCUCGCAGAAACAUUGAACUUAAACACUCGGCAUCAAAACCCUAGCUCCCUUUGCCUCCAGUCCUCCUCCUCCUCCUACUAUUAGGGUUCUUACCUCUCUCUGCGCCCCUCUCCAGACCCCUCUCGCGGCAACAACUUUAAAAGCCCUAAUGGCUUCGGAGAAGAAGUUAGCGAACCCCAUGAGGGAAAUCAAGGUCCAGAAGCUGGUCCUCAAUAUCUCUGUGGGCGAGAGCGGUGAUCGACUCACCAGAGCCGCUAAGGUGUUGGAGCAACUCAGUGGCCAAACCCCUGUUUUUUCCAAAGCAAGGUACACUGUUCGGAGCUUUGGCAUCAGGCGUAAUGAGAAGAUUGCCUGCUACGUCACUGUCAGGGGUGAAAAGGCCAUGUCACUUCUGGAGAGUGGGUUGAAGGUCAAGGAAUACGAGUUGCUCCGAAAGAACUUUAGUGAUACUGGUUGCUUUGGCUUUGGUAUCCAGGAGCACAUCGAUCUGGGAAUCAAGUAUGAUCCUUCUACUGGUAUUUAUGGAAUGGAUUUCUAUGUUGUUUUGGAGCGCCCGGGUUAUCGUGUGGGUCGUCGUCGUAGAUGCAAGUCUCGUGUUGGGAUCCAGCACAGGGUCACGAAGGAGGAUUCCAUGAAAUGGUUCCAGGUCAAAUAUGAGGGUGUGAUCCUUAACAAGUCCCAGCAAAUCUCUUAGGCCAUUAGGAUUGCAGAAUUAGUAUGAUUAGUCUUCAUGACCUGAGUCCCUCAAUUUUUAAGUGCUGUCAAAGCUUGAGUUAAUGUGUGGUUACUCGUCUGGAAUUUUGGUUUUCACUUGCGAUAAAAUUAAAUUUUAUUUUCUUCAAACUCUGAAGAAGUUGGGUAUCGUUAUUGGGGAAUGAUAACUCUAAAUUGUUAA